Pleurotus ostreatus (oyster mushroom) is the source of this 954-nucleotide messenger RNA. RefSeq lists its product as uncharacterized. Bases 1 to 954 code for a protein of 317 amino acids. NCBI's taxonomy places the organism in Eukaryota, Fungi, Basidiomycota, Agaricomycetes, Agaricales, Pleurotaceae. The record is from RefSeq and is a predicted model, not a curated record. Gene Ontology annotation, molecular function: hydrolase activity, hydrolyzing O-glycosyl compounds. Gene Ontology annotation, biological process: carbohydrate metabolic process. The transcript has 14 exons.
AUGAAAUUCUGGCAGGCUCUUUUACCCUCUAUUACAGUGUUCACCGCGGUUGUGAAUGCGGUAGUUGGACCAGGGGUCGUCACGGGCAACACCGUGGUCCAUGAUCCAACCAUGUGCAAGGACAGCAGCGGGAAGUGGUUUGUCUUCUCGACCGCGCCUGGCCUCGAAAUCAGGACCUCCACCGACAGAACCGCCUGGACUUUAGUUGGGAAGGUGUGGCCUAACGGUGCUCCGUGGACCGAUACAUACACUCUGACUUCCAACGGGAAUCUUUGGGCUCCAGGCAAACUGUACCGUGAUCGGAAGUACCUUCUAUCUAUACUACGCGGCUUCAAGCUUCGUCUGCAAUUUUCUUCGCUAAAUCCUCCACCGGGUUACCUGGAAGCUGGACAAACGAAGGUUUGGUUACCGAGACAUUCCCGGGGGAUAGUUACAACUGGCUUGAAGCUGAAUAUUUUUUUAUAUGACUCUAGCCUGAUCAUCGACGGCAGUAACUGGUAUCUGGCUCUAGGGAGUUUCUGGACUGGGAUCAAAUUGGUGAAAUUGAGUUCGUCGACGGGCAAACCAUCUAGCAGCUCUGUCACAGCCCUUGCACAACGUUUCACUGCCUCUGGUGCCAUUGAGGCGGCGUCCGUAUUCAAAUCCGGGAGCUUCUGGUAUCUGUUUACUUCCUGGGACAAGUGUUGUUCGGGUACUUCCAGUACCUACAAUAUCCGUGUCGGUAGAUCUUCGAGCCCUACUGGCCCGUACGUUGAUCAGGCAGGUGUCGCCUUGACCUCAGGUGGAGGCACCUUGGUAUUGGGCACCCACGACAACAUUAUUGGUCCUGGUGGUCAAGAUGUCAUGGCUGACGGCGAUGGCCCUAUCCUCGUAUACCACUACUACACUUCUUCGGGCAACUUCCUCGGGAUCAACAGACUGGAUUUCUCCAGCGGAUGGCCGGUCGUCGUCUAG